Molecule: messenger RNA, 3479 nt
Organism: Carya illinoinensis
Lineage: Eukaryota; Viridiplantae; Streptophyta; Magnoliopsida; Fagales; Juglandaceae
Product: LRR receptor-like serine/threonine-protein kinase ERL1
Exons: 27
Coding region: 244-3207 (987 amino acids)
Biological process (GO): protein phosphorylation
Molecular function (GO): protein kinase activity; receptor serine/threonine kinase binding; ATP binding
Source: RefSeq, a predicted model, not a curated record
CUCUAGCUACUGUCCUAUUGUCUGACUCUCUUGCUCUCUCUCAAUUAACCACACUCUGUGUGUUCCUUACGGUUCACGCCAAAAGCCUGCCGUCUCUCUCUCUCUAUCUCUCUCACACGCACAAGUGAGAAAAAACAAACCGGGGGGGCUCGAAUAUGCUCUCUCUCUAGUUUCUAUAGUGCCCUUUCUUCUCAUUUUGCUUCUGCUUGCAUUUGUCUGGGCAUACUUUGUUAUUAUUGCACCAUGGGAGAGGUGGUGUUCUUGGAAUGGAGGAGCAAGAAGUUCUCAUUGUGUUUGAUAAUGGCGGUUCUGGUUCUUCUCUCUCCCAUUGUUUAUGCACUCAACGACGAAGGAAAAGCGCUAAUGUUGAUCAAGGCCUCGUUUAGCAACGUAGCGAACGUUUUGCUUGACUGGGAUGACGUGCACGACGACGAUUUCUGUUCCUGGCGCGGCGUCUUUUGUGACAACACCAGCCUCUCCGUGCUUACUCUGAAUCUGUCUAAUUUGAACCUGGGUGGAGAGAUUUCACCGGCAAUUGGUGAUUUGAAAAACUUGCAAUACAUAGACUUUCAGGGAAAUAAGCUUACUGGUCAAAUACCGGACGAACUCGGGAACUGUGCUUCUCUUGUGCAUCUGGAUUUAUCUGAGAAUUUGCUGUUUGGGGACAUACCCUUUUCGAUAUCCAAGCUUAAGCAGCUUGAGCUUUUGAAUUUUAAGAACAAUCAGCUGACUGGUCCCAUCCCGGCAACUCUAACCCAGAUUCCAAAUCUCAAAACUCUCGACCUUGCCCGGAACCAGAUUACUGGGGAGAUACCAAGACUUCUGUAUUGGAAUGAAGUACUACAAUACCUGGGGCUACGUGGAAAUUCUCUAACUGGAACACUUUCACCUGAUAUGUGUCAAUUAACUGGCCUGUGGUAUUUUGAUGUUAGAGGCAAUAAUCUCACUGGUACAAUCCCAAAAAGCAUUGGGAACUGCACAAGUUUUGAAAUCUUGGAUAUAUCCUACAAUCAGAUCACCGGGGAGAUUCCAUACAAUAUUGGAUUCUUACAAGUGGCAACUCUGUCCCUGCAAGGAAAUAGACUAACGGGGAAGAUCCCAGAGGUGAUUGGUCUGAUGCAGGCCCUUGCUGUUCUGGAUUUGAGUGAGAAUGAACUCAAUGGGCCAAUACCACCAAUACUUGGCAACUUGUCGUACACGGGCAAACUGUACCUCCAUCGCAACAACCUCACUGGCCCAAUUCCUCCAGAGCUUGGCAAUAUGUUAAAACUUAGCUACCUGCAACUGAAUGACAACAAACUGGUUGGGCAGAUUCCAGCUGAACUUGGGAAGCUGGACCAGUUGUUUGAAUUGAAUCUUGCCAACAAUAAGCUUGAAGGACCGAUUCCACCCAACAUAAGCUUCUGUAUAGCAUUGAAUAAAUUCAAUGUACAUGGUAAUCACCUAAAUGGAUCAUUCCCUUUGGGUUUGCGCAAUCUAGAGAGCUUGACUUAUCUAAAUCUAUCCACUAACAAUUUCAAAGGCAGGAUUCCUCUAGAGCUUGGACAUAUAAUUAAUCUUGAUACACUUGAUCUCUCUGGCAACAACUUCUCUGGACCUGUUCCAGCUUCAGUAGGUGACUUGGAGCACCUUCUCACCCUGAAUUUGAGUAACAAUCAUCUUGAUGGGUCUCUGCCAGCUGAAUUUGGCAACCUCAGAAGUAUACAGAUUAUGGACAUGUCAUUCAAUAAUUUCUCUGGUAACAUCCCUCCAGAGUUCGGUCAGCUGCAGAAUAUUGUCUCUCUGAUGCUUAACAACAACAACUUGAAUGGAAAAAUUCCAGAUCAACUAACAAAUUGUUUCAGUCUGGCUACUCUGAAUGUCUCUUACAACAAUUUAUCGGGAGUUGUACCUCCUUUGAGGAACUUCUCGCGGUUUUCACCUGACAGCUUCAUAGGGAAUCCAUUAUUAUGUGGCAACGGGUUGGGAUCAAUAAGUGGACCUUAUGCGCCAAAAUCCAGAGUGCUUUUCUCUAGAGCUGCAGUUAUUUGUAUGACACUGGGCUUCAUUACAUUAUUGUCCACGGUGAUAGUUGCUAUCUACAAAUCCAACCAACCAGAGCAAUUGACAAAGGGAUCUAAAGGGACCAGACAUUGUCAUCCCACGCUUGUCAUUCUUCACAUGGAUAUGGCUAUUCACACCUUUGAUGAUAUAAUGAGAAUCACGGAGAACCUGAGUGAGAAGUAUGUUAUAGGAUAUGGUGCUUCUAGCACGGUGUACAAGUGCGUCUUGAAGAAUUCCCGGCCAAUUGCAAUUAAGCGAAUUUACAACCAAUAUCGAAACAAUGUGCGAGAAUUUGAGACUGAACUUCAAACCAUUGGUAGCAUCCGACACAGAAACCUGGUCAGCCUACAUGGAUAUGCCCUGUCUCCCUAUGGAAACCUCCUCUUCUAUGACUACAUGGAGAACGGUUCUCUAUGGGAUCUCCUUCAUGGACCAUCAAAGAAAGUUAAACUUGAUUGGGAGACGCGAUUGAAUAUAGCUGUUGGGGUUGCUCAGGGACUUUCUUAUCUUCAUCAUGAUUGCAACCCCCGAAUUAUACACAGGGAUGUUAAGUCCUCAAAUAUCCUGCUGGACGAGAAUUUUGAGGCUCAUCUCUCUGAUUUUGGGAUUGCCAAAUGCAUCUCAACUGCAAAAACUCACGCAUCCACUUACGUUCUUGGUACAAUUGGCUACAUUGACCCAGAGUAUGCCCAAACCUCCCGACUCAAUGAAAAAUCAGAUGUUUAUAGCUAUGGCAUUGUUCUCCUGGAGCUACUUACUGGGAAGAAGGCAGUGGACGAUGAAUCAAACUUACAACAACUGAUAAUGUCCAAGGCAGAUGAUAAUACAGUAAUGGAGGCUGUUGAUCCCGAGGUAUCUGUGACAUGCAUGGAUUUAGCCCAUGUCAGAAAGACCUUCCAACUUGCUUUGCUAUGCACUAAGCGGAACCCUUCUGAGAGGCCAGCCAUGCAUGAGGUAGCUAGGGUUCUGGUCUCCCUGCUUCCAACUCCUCCUGGGAAACCUUGUUUUGAACCACCUAAUACCAUGGACUAUACUCAAUUCAUGAUUGACAAGGGGCAACAACAAUUGAAAAUGCAGCAGCGGCUGGUGCAGCAGGAUAACACUUCGUCAGAUGCUCAGUGGUUUGUUCGGUUUGGUGAAGUUAUAUCUAAGAACACCCUAUGAAGUAUUCAAUUGGUCAUUUUGGCAUGCACAAUAUCAGAAACAGAAAGGAAAGAAUGGAUGGAAGAAGAAAAUCCCGAGUUGUGGCCUAUAUAGAUGAAUAUCUGCGACUUGUUAUUGACUAAUUUUACUCCCGAAGUCAUGAUAGGACAUUUUCGUGCAGCUGAAUCUACCGACAUUGCAUAUAAGCCUUCCUUUGUUUGUUUUGCUUAUUUUGUUGUAAUAUGUGCUGACAAGUUGUUCAUGUUAGGAUAUAGUCGAUAUAAGUUGCACUA